GAGCUUUACGUCAUUCAGUUCUCUUUCUGAAAAUUCCUUUUCAUAAAUUUCCCCAGGAUGUUGAGAGAAAAAGGUAUAAAAGCAGAUCGAGACUUUGUCAAAUCAGAUCCAUUCUACGAUCUAUUGAGUGCUAACACUUGUUGUGAUAAAUUGACAAAAUGACUCAGGUGGUGCAUUUCUGCAUGAAGCUGAACAUGUCUUUGUUGAUGGGACUGAUCCUGUUCAAUUUGAUGGCCAUAUCUCCAUUUGCAGAUGCCCAGUCUCCAGUAGACUGCUGUCUUUCAUAUUCAAAGAAAGCUUUACCAUCAAGACUAAUUGUAGGUUAUGUGAGGCAGUUUGAAAAUGAGCUUUGCACAAUCAAUGCAGUCAUAUUUUACACAAGAAAAGGCAGAAGAGUUUGUGCAAACCCAGAAGAAGAUUGGGUGAACGAGAUUAUCAUUGGUUUUCUGAGGAAAGAACUGAAACAGAAAUGAACAAUUCAGUGGCCUUAAUUCCAUGGGUAUCAACAAUGUCACUUUUUAAUAAUCAUGUGAAAAAACCUUUAAAAACAAGUUGCAAUACUUAAAUACACUGGACUAUGCACAUCUCAGCAAAUUUUCAAAAAAAUUUCAUUCUGCUGAAUUGUUCUGUAAAAUUAAGUUUAUAUUUCUACUUGUAUUGACUAGUAAAUUGUUGUUUACUGUGAAUGCUUGUAAAUUAUGCGUAUGCAGAAAACUGAUGUACCUCAGAUCAA
This is a messenger RNA of Stegostoma tigrinum, 733 nucleotides long. RefSeq names its product C-C motif chemokine 20-like. Gene Ontology annotation, molecular function: chemokine activity; CCR chemokine receptor binding. Bases 159 to 473 code for a protein of 104 amino acids. The record is from RefSeq and is a predicted model, not a curated record. NCBI's taxonomy places the organism in Eukaryota, Metazoa, Chordata, Chondrichthyes, Orectolobiformes, Stegostomatidae. The transcript has 4 exons. Gene Ontology annotation, cellular component: extracellular region. Gene Ontology annotation, biological process: cellular response to interleukin-1; neutrophil chemotaxis; inflammatory response.